UGCCACCGGUUAAUCACAUAUUUGCUGCAUGGGCACAAUAAUUUCAAAUUAUCACAAACGCAAACGCUUCGCGGUACCCGUGGCCAAAGCGCGCGCGGAAGUGAAGUGGCACUGUUAUGGUAACCGGAAACUGCGCACCAACAACCCGACAUAGCAACAUAACUACAGCAGUAAACAGUUUGUAAGGCCGUGAAAUUAUUACUGUUCAAGCAGAUGGAUUUUGCAAGGAUGAACAUAUUCUACCCGGAAAUAAACAUAAAAAAUGAAGUCCAAAAAUUAAUGGUGAACGCCGACCAAGCUUAUGAACAACAUAUGCAAGAGAAGCGAAAGAGGUUGGCAGCUCUACUGCAAGCUGAAGAAAUGCAACAACAAGCGGAAGUUAUUGAAAAGCUGCGAGAGCAGGAAAUUGAACGCCUAAGAGCCAAAGAGAAUGCCCUAUUGGCUGUUAAACAGGAUAAGGAACGCCAGCGGGAGGAGUUCAUCAAGAACAAAAUGAUACAACUUAAACUCAACAACUGUGAUGAAAUCCGAACGCUAGUUCAGCAGAAAUACCACGAGGAGGCCAAACGAUGUCAACUUGCUCAGAUAGAAGACAAGAAAAAACUCAAACUAGCCCAACUGGACGAGGAACGCUUGUGGAAGGAGGUUCAUAUGAGGAAUUACAAAUUAAAGCUCGAUCGUGAAUUAAACGAUAAACGAAAACGCGUAUCCAUGGAAUGCCAAACCUUGCUGGAUAUCAAGGACCAAAUGAAAGAACGAACCCUACGAUUGGAGAAGGAGAAGGUUGAACAACAGGAAGCACGCUGUACAUCACUUCCAUUCCCCGAAGGCGAUCCGAAGUUGAUUCAGAUGAAAAAAAGUGAUUUGGCGGAAAAACUUAAGGAGCAAAUGGCCACAAACAUUAUGUUACAGAGGAAACGGGCGGAUCAAGAACGCGAUUUAGUGAAAGUAUUUAACGAAGGCAUGGAACAGGAAUUAGCUCGGGAAAAGGCAACUCGUGAUGCGGAGAAACAAACGUUGAAGAAACAAAUUGAUCAGUAUUACAAAUAUUCAAAGCACAUUGAAAAACAACGUUCGGUCGAUGAAGCUAAAAUGGAUAAGCUUAUAAAUGAUGUGCGACAACAAUACGACAAAAAAGAAGUGGAAAAUUGUAACGAAACACUAAAAAAACGCUGGGGAUUAGCAGAUAGUGUCUACGAGACCCAGCGAAUGCAAAUAGCGGAAAUGGAAAAACUGCGCCGCAAACAGGAAGAGGAUAAAAUAUUAGAGGGAGCCCGUGAGCGACAACUGUACGAAAAUCAUCUCCAGAAGAGCAUUGAGGCAAAUCAAAGGAUGCAAACUGCGGUUAAAAAGUAUCGUGAAACGCUAAAAGAACAAAUCAAAUCGGCAACAUUAGAACGCGAACGAUGUAAGCGGCAUGAUCAAACACAGACUAACCGCCUGGUGGAAGCUAACAUAAAAGAUCUAGAUUUCGUGCAGAGCUACGUGAAAGGAUCGUUCGAGAGCCAUUUCAAAAAGCAUCCCAAUACGGCAUUGAUGAGAAAGAAGUACUGAAGUUAAUUAAAAAUAGAUAAAUGAAAUAAAAUAUUGGCUUUGUA
Messenger RNA from Aedes aegypti (yellow fever mosquito), 1598 nucleotides. Its product is annotated as cilia- and flagella-associated protein 53. NCBI's taxonomy places the organism in Eukaryota, Metazoa, Arthropoda, Insecta, Diptera, Culicidae. The record is from RefSeq and is a predicted model, not a curated record. The transcript has 7 exons. Bases 214 to 1554 code for a protein of 446 amino acids.